AUGUCGCGACGAAUCGACCUCUCCUUGUUUAGAGGUGACGACUCUGACGAAGAUGACGGCUCGACCCUCACAGCUGAGCUCAACCCUUUAAAGUCCAAAACGUUGUCUUACGGCGUUACGAAGAAGACCAAGCGAGAUUUAGAGCUAGAGGCCGAGAGAAAGAAGAGGCAGGAGGAAGAAGAAGCUACCAGGCUGGCCCUUGAGGAGUACUCGCAAGCGUUCUCCGGCCCAGGCCAUCGAGCACCAGCGGGCAGUGGUGGAUGGAAGUCACAAUCUCGCGGGUUUGUUAGAGCCGGCGACACUGCCAUAUACAACCCCCCGCGCGGCUCAGCUGCACCAGCGCUGCAGGCUUCCACCACCUGGUCCGCUCCGGUGAGGUUACCUUCUCCACCACCUCCGCCAAAACCGAGGGGCAAGCGAGCAAUGGACGCCUUCCUGGAGGAGAUCAAAGGCGUAUGA
Apiotrichum porosum is the source of this 459-nucleotide messenger RNA. RefSeq lists its product as uncharacterized. The transcript is spliced from 6 exons. The record is from RefSeq and is a predicted model, not a curated record. NCBI's taxonomy places the organism in Eukaryota, Fungi, Basidiomycota, Tremellomycetes, Trichosporonales, Trichosporonaceae. Bases 1 to 459 code for a protein of 152 amino acids.